This is a messenger RNA of Diospyros lotus (date-plum), 3764 nucleotides long. RefSeq names its product AP-2 complex subunit alpha-1-like. Gene Ontology annotation, molecular function: clathrin-cargo adaptor activity. Lineage: Eukaryota; Viridiplantae; Streptophyta; Magnoliopsida; Ericales; Ebenaceae. The transcript is spliced from 27 exons. Gene Ontology annotation, cellular component: membrane coat; AP-2 adaptor complex. The coding region runs from base 237 to 3323 and encodes 1028 amino acids. The record is from RefSeq and is a predicted model, not a curated record. Gene Ontology annotation, biological process: intracellular protein transport; clathrin-dependent endocytosis.
CUGCAGAGCAGACUUGUCCGAAAUUUAGUCCUCGGUCUCACCUCCCUCUCUCGAUCAUAGUCCCCUCGCUUCCGUAUUUGAACAUUUCACACCUCUUCCAUAUUCGACGACGAUAUUCAACAGCAUCGCUGUCGUCUUCGUCGCAUUGAUCAUCCAACGCCCCGCGACGAUCCACAGAGAGAAUCGAAGGAGUAGCACCGGCUCUCAAGCGUCUGCUCCGGCGGAUCUGAGCGGAGAUGGCGCUGUCCGGCAUGAGGGGCCUCUCCGUGUUCAUCAGCGACAUCCGGAAUUGCCAGAACAAAGAGCAGGAGCGCCUUCGCGUCGAUAAAGAGCUCGGCAACGUCCGCACUCGUUUCAAAAACGAGAAGGGUUUGACACAUUAUGAAAAGAAGAAAUAUGUUUGGAAAAUGCUUUACAUCUAUAUGCUGGGUUAUGACGUUGAUUUUGGUCAAAUGGAAGCUGUUUCUUUGAUAUCUGCACCUAAGUAUCCAGAGAAACAGGUUGGGUACAUAGUGACAUCAUGUUUGCUCAAUGAAAAUCAUGAUUUUUUAAGAUUAGCAAUUAAUGCUGUCCGCAACGAUAUUAUUGGCCGCAAUGAAACUUUUCAGUGCCUCGCAUUGACUUUGGUUGGGAAUAUUGGUGGGAGAGAGUUUGCUGAAUCAUUAGCACCUGAUGUUCAGAAGUUACUUACUUCCAGUAGUUGCAGACCACUUGUGAGGAAGAAGGCUGCCUUGUGUCUCCUUCGCCUGUAUAGGAAGAACCCUGAUGUUGUUAAUGUUGACGGUUGGUCAGAUCGGAUGGCACAACUAUUAGAUGAACGUGAUCUGGGUGUUUUGACAUCUUCUAUGAGCCUUCUUGUUGCUUUAGUGGCAAAUAAUUAUGAGACCUAUUGGAGUUGUCUUCCAAAAUGUGUUAAAAUAUUGGAAAGGCUUGCUAGGAACCAGGAUAUUCCACCAGAGUACACUUACUAUGGUAUCCCAUCUCCCUGGCUUCAGGUUAAGACAAUGAGAGCCCUUCAGUAUUUUCCAACUGUGGAAGAUCCAAAUGCUAGACAAACAUUGUUUGAGGUUUUGCAAAGGAUACUAUUGGGAACUGAUGUUGUAAAAAAUGUAAACAAAAAUAAUGCGUCACAUGCUGUCCUCUUUGAAGCCCUUGCUCUUGUCAUGCAUCUUGAUGCUGAAAAAGAAAUGAUGUCUCAGUGUGUUGCCUUGCUUGGAAAAUUCCUUACUGUUCGUGAGCCAAAUAUUCGAUAUCUUGGUUUGGAGAACAUGACCCGGAUGUUGAUGGUUUCAGAUGUUCAGGAUAUCAUCAAAAGGCAUCAAGCACAAAUCAUCACUUCAUUGAAGGAUCCAGACAUCAGUAUUCGGAGACGUGCUCUUGAUCUGCUUUAUGGCAUGUGUGAUGUUUCUAAUGCAAAGGACAUAGUUGAAGAAUUGUUGCAGUAUCUUAACACAGCAGAUUUUGCUAUGCGUGAAGAAUUGUCUCUAAAAGCUGCUAUUCUAGCAGAAAAGUUUGCGCCUGACCUGUCAUGGUAUGUGGAUGUGAUCCUUCAGCUGAUUGACAAGGCAGGAGAUUUUGUUAGUGAUGAUAUUUGGUUUCGUGUUGUGCAGUUUGUUACAAACAACGAGGACCUACAGCCUUAUGCAGCAGUAAAAGCCAGAGAGUUUCUUGACAAGCCUGCUUUACAUGAGACUAUGGUCAAGGUCAGUGCUUAUAUCCUAGGAGAAUACAGCCACCUCCUGGCCAGACGACCUGGGUGUAGUCCAAAGGAAAUUUUUACCAUCCUACAUGAGAAGCUUCCUACAGUUUCGACAUCUAUGAUUCCCAUUCUUCUUUCAACGUAUGCUAAGAUUUUAAUGCGCACUCAACCCACUGACCCAGAACUGCAGAAUCAAAUUUGGGCAAUUUUUCACAAAUAUGAAAGUUGUAUUGAUAUUGAAACGCAGCAAAGGGCUGUGGAAUAUAUUGCAUUGAGUAGAAAAGGUGCAGCCUUAGUGGAUAUAAUGGCUGAAAUGCCUAAAUUCCCCGAGCGCCGGUCAGCAUUGAUCCAAAAAGCUGAAGAGACUGAAGCUGAUACAGCAGAGCAAAGUGCUAUUAGGUUGCGAGCACAGCAACAGACUUCUAGUGCUCUGGUCAUGACUGAGCAACGCCCUGCCAACGGAAUGCCACCUGUUAGCCAGCAUAGUCUGGUAAAAGUGUCUAGGAUGAGCAAUGAGGUGAUCCAGGGUGGAGUAUUUCAACAGGACCCUAAUACAGCAGGUCAAGGGGUGACUCAAGCAAAUGGGACUCUGAGUGUGGUGGAUCCCCAACCUCCUGAGCCUUCAGCUGAUCUCCUUGGUGAUCUCUUUAGUCCACUAGCUAUUGAAGGACCUCCAGGUGCUGCAGUGAAAUCUAAGCAUAAUAUGGCGUCUGGACCACAAGGUGCUCCAAAUGAAGAAGAGAUUCUAGCACUUGCACCUGUCGAAGAGCAGACAAACCCUGUUCAGCCAAUAGGAAAUAUUGCAGAAAGAUUCCGUGCUUUAUGCUUGAAAGAUAGCGGUGUAUUGUACGAAGAUCCUUACAUUCAGAUUGGUAUUAAAGCAGAGUGGCAAGCUCAUCAAGGCCGAGUUGUUCUUUUCUUGGGGAACAAGAAUACUGCUCCACUGCUUUCAGUUCAAGCUCUGAUAUUGCCUCCGUCCCAUCUAAUGAUGGAGCUUUCAUUAGUACCUGAAACUAUUCCUCCACGGGCACAGGUGCAAUGCCCGCUGGAAAUCAUCAAUCUCCAGCCAAGUAGAGAUCUAGCUGUUCUUGACUUUUCCUACAAGUUUGGAACUCAUGUGAUCAAUGUCAAGCUCCGCCUUCCUGCUGUUUUGAAUAAAUUUCUUCAGCCUAUAUCAGUGUCUGCUGAAGAGUUUUUCCCUCAAUGGAGAUCACUCUCUGGAGCACCAUUGAAACUUCAAGAGGUGGUUAAAGGUGUAAGGCCAAUGUCGCUUGCUGAAAUGGCAAACUUGUUGAACAGUUUCCGACUAAUGAUAUCUCCUGGGCUUGAUCCAAAUGCCAAUAACUUGGUUGCAAGCACAACUUUCUAUUCAGAGAGUACACAAGCAAUGUUGUGUUUGAUAAGAAUUGAAACAGAUCCAACAGAUAGAACACAGCUGCGGAUGACUGUCGCCACGGGGGAUCCCACUCUAACAUUUGAAUUGAAGGAGUUUAUUAAGGAACAAUUGAUUAGCAUUCCGACAAUUUCCCGGGCACCAGCAGCAGCUCCUCCACAAGCCCAACCCACCAGUCCAACAACUAUUGUAUCUGAUCCAGGGGCCCUGCUUGCCGGCUUGCUUCAUUAAAGUGGAUAUGGAUCUUUUUAGCAACAUUUGUAGAACGGAUUAUGUGGUAUUCCACCCAUUAUUCCCCCAAGCUCAAGAGGAGUGAUGAACAUGUAAGAUGCAACGGCUUGGGCUCGCUGGCUUAAUGUUUCGACUUGGAUUUGGGUCAGGCAUUCGAGGUUCUCAGCAAAGAGAGUUUUCCUGAUUUGAGACGAGGAUUUGCCCUUUUCUUUUACUUUCUUUUGUUUGUUUGUUUGUUCAUUUCCCUUUUGUAUUCAAUUGUAUUAUGUUUUCCUCUAGUGGGGUUUCUCUCUGGGUUGGUGGCUUCUGGAAUAUGGUUAGUCAGUCCAUGAGCAGUUGAACUCAAAAAGUAAUGCCGGUUGUAAAAUUUUUAUUUGUUUGUGGAUAAAUAUUGAAGGGAAUAAAGCAAUUGCAAAAGAAUAGAAAAUUCAAUGCUAUUAA